Messenger RNA from Trichoplusia ni (cabbage looper), 1965 nucleotides. Its product is annotated as 26S proteasome non-ATPase regulatory subunit 5. Gene Ontology annotation, biological process: proteasome assembly. NCBI's taxonomy places the organism in Eukaryota, Metazoa, Arthropoda, Insecta, Lepidoptera, Noctuidae. The transcript has 7 exons. Bases 150 to 1661 code for a protein of 503 amino acids. Gene Ontology annotation, cellular component: cytosol. The record is from RefSeq and is a predicted model, not a curated record.
AGUGACUUGACAGAUUUAAAAUGACACUUUGAAAACAACAAAUAGAACGAUAUUCCAUUCAAAAUUCAAAAUAUCUAAAGUUUCUGUUUAUGUCUUAAAUUUGUGAGUUUGAUUUAGUCAUAAAUCACAAGAAAGAUACGAUAUCUAAAAUGUCGAGUCAAGAUACGGAGCAGUACCGUCUAUUUCUCGGCAGACUCCAGAGAGAAGAAAAUAAACUGGCGGCAUUGACCGACAUCAAGAAUUUAUUUGCUUAUAAGCCUGCUGGUGAGGUAACUACGGCCAUAAGAGAUGUAGGCAUAUCGAAGAUAUUAAAGUGCGUUAAUGUACCAAACACAAUGACUGUAGAUUUGACAUGUGAAGUGCUGAAGAUAUGCUUUGAAAAGUUUGAACCAGGAGAAGUUAUCAAACACUAUACCAGCCCUAUCAUGUAUUUGCUUAGACAUGAUAAAAGUUGUGUAAGGAGACUUGCUAUUGAUGAGGUACACAAAGCAAUCAGAACGAGUCCCAACAUAUUACCAGUGGCAGAAUACAUAGAUGUAUUUGUAGCCGUGGGCCAGAUGGUCACAGACUCUGAUGUGGGCGUGGCUAAUGCUGCUGUGUUGAUUUCAUCCAGCCUCCCCAAUGAGGCUUAUCCAAAAGUGUUGGAGGAAAUGCAAAUAGCAUUAGGAUAUAAUAGCAGCAGCAGUUGUAAUCUUUUUGAGGUUGUAGUCAACAUAUCAUCAAGAUCCUACGACCUAUUUAAACUGUGCGUUGAUAUGAAAUAUAUUGACGCUAUGAUAACAGAGCUACAGACAGAUGAUGUGUUAUAUCAAGUGAACAUUCUAGAACUCUUGUCAAGACUGGUUAUACAACCUCAUGGCAUUACCUACCUUGUGAAGAAUGGAGCUUUGACGAAAAUAUCAGCUUAUGUAGCCGAGUUACGGAGUAAUCCUUUACGGGGUUUGCUGAUUCCAGGUUACAUGAAGUUCUUUGGAAGUGUUGCUCACAACUACCCUAAGGAAAUAUUCCAGAAGCAUGCAGUCUUGUUUGAUAUCGUCUUUGAAGCAAUUGAGUCUGGGGAUCAAGCCGUUAUGCCAGUCGCCUUGGAUACGUUAGGGUUUGUUGGGGAAACAGUGGAGGGAAAGUUGUGCUUGGCUGCUUUAGGGGGCAGAUAUGCGAAAACUGUUGAAAAUGUGUCGCUCCUCAUCAAGAACAGUAACUCUGAGACAAAGAUUCGAGCUCUAAACUGUUUAGCGGGACUUAUAAGUAUUGACAAAGACCCUACGGUGACGGCAAGUAAGCCGGUCGAUCAUAGAGUCACUCUUAUGACCCGUGAAUGGUUCAGGACAUUGGAUGCUAAGCCCAUGGAAACUUUAUUCGAGAUCUGCAAGAAUCCUUUCCCUGAUAUGAGACAAGCUGCGUUUGUGUUGUUGGAUGCCGUGUGUCAACAUCAAUGGGGAGAGGAGUUGGUUGCCAGAGCUGCAGGUUUCGUCGAGUUUCUAUUGGAUCGGUCAAUCGUUUACACGAAAGAAACAAAUGAAUCUAAGUACGACAUAAUCAAGAGGCUGGCAAAUUCACCGGCAUUCCAACCAGACAUUAUAAUGAGGCUGCAGACUUAUGUCGAACAGGGACCAUUCUAUUCUGAGAGUCAGCUAGAAGUGGCUAUGGAAGACGGAGAAUAAUCCCUUGUACCUACAACAUGACACACUAUCCCUAAUUAAAAGGCUGAUAACUUAAAACAGUAAAAUCUGAUAAUUAUUAUUGAAAUUUCAGCCUUGAAAAGGUUUUGACAGGUUUUGUCUACUUAUUUGAGUAUGGGACACUCAUUUGUGAGUACAAUGUAAAUAUCAGUCCCAUACAGUGUCGCGAUAAGUUUCGCUAUGUAUGUAAACAUAGGUUAAGAAUGCUGUUUGUUGAACAUAUUUCUUGUUAAAUUCAAAGAUUCUGUUACAAAUAAAAUGUACCUUUAUUAAUUUGAUAUAAAAA